ACCAGAAGUCCUCACUAGGCCAGAUUUUCAACGCCGAUCGUCAGUCAAUGUUAGCGGAAAUCAGAGAUCUAAGAGCUCAUACCAACAUCUCUAUGAUGAAACAUCAGGAAGAACGAGAGAAAAUGUCAGAGCAGCUCAGUGGUUUAGAAGAACAAACCACAAGGAAAGAAAGACAAGCUAAAAUACAAGCACAAAUGUUAGAAUUUAAGUUACAGCAAGAAAAAAUACUCAAAGAUGAUGUCAGAUCUCGUUACGAUAUGGAAUGUGAAAGAAAAAGUGAGUUAUCUACCCUGUUGUCCAGAGAGAAGAAUCAUAAUCUUGAUCUUCAGAAAGAAACUUCCAAUCUACAGUAUCAGAUCUCCAAACUGAAAGACGCACUUGAGAGAGAACAAAGUAGAUUUGUUUCCGUAUCGGAAAUGUGGGAUUCUUUGGUGUAAGUUACUGUGUGUAUGCUUUGUGUAAGUCUAGUAUCUUU
This is a messenger RNA of Mytilus californianus (California mussel), 475 nucleotides long. RefSeq lists its product as uncharacterized. The transcript has 3 exons. Lineage: Eukaryota; Metazoa; Mollusca; Bivalvia; Mytilida; Mytilidae. The record is from RefSeq and is a predicted model, not a curated record. The coding region runs from base 48 to 437 and encodes 129 amino acids. Gene Ontology annotation, biological process: signal transduction. Gene Ontology annotation, molecular function: molecular adaptor activity.